UAGGUUAGAAAUGACUUUCUCUCUCUCUCUCUCUCUCUCUCUCUCUCUCUCUCUCUCCCGUUCUUCAUCUCUUCAUCAGUCUCUCAUCCUCCGUGGACUCGUCCGAGGACUCCAGACUCUCUCUUUUAGCAACUAGCCAACACUGCAGGAUGCCGCUGGGAGGAGGAAACAAAUGUGGCUGCUGUAAGAAGACGGUGUAUUUCGCGGAGGAGGUUCAGUGUGAAGGACAAAGCUUCCACAAGUCCUGCUUUCUGUGCAUGGUGUGCAGAAAGAAUCUGGACAGCACAACGGUAGCUGUGCAUCAGGACGAGAUCUACUGCAAGUCCUGCUACGGCAAGAAAUACGGCCCAAAAGGCUACGGCUUCGGCGGAGGAGCGGGAACCCUGAGCAUGGACACGGGCGAAGCUCUGGGAGUCAAACCAGCCGGACAAACGCCCCAUCGUCCGACCAACAACCCCAACCCGUCAAAGUUCGCCCAGAAGCUCGGCGGCUCGGACGUUUGUCCUCGCUGCGGGAGUGCCGUGUACGCGGCAGAGAAAGUGGUCGGAGGUGGAAACUCUUGGCAUAAGAGCUGCUUCAGAUGUGCAAAGUGUGGAAAGAGUCUGGAGUCCACAACUCUAGCAGAUAAAGACGGAGAGAUUUACUGUAAAGGGUGCUAUGCUAAGAACUUCGGACCGAAGGGCUUCGGCUUUGGUCAGGGAGCUGGUGCUCUUGCUCACGCUCAGUAGAAACACAGCCGAUGUCCAGUUUGAUAAAUGAUACACACACAUGUAAGAGCCGGAUUUGGUGCUCAGUUUAUACAGUACUAAACCCAGCAAACGGUUUUAUUGUGAAAUCCAAAUGGUAUGAUCAACUGACAUUUUUGCGAUAAUAAAACUGGGUGAUUUUUAUGUUUA
Molecule: messenger RNA, 896 nt
Organism: Puntigrus tetrazona (Sumatra barb)
Lineage: Eukaryota; Metazoa; Chordata; Actinopteri; Cypriniformes; Cyprinidae
Gene: csrp1b
Product: cysteine and glycine-rich protein 1b
Exons: 6
Coding region: 150-728 (192 amino acids)
Biological process (GO): muscle tissue development; sarcomere organization
Cellular component (GO): cytoplasm; Z disc; nucleus
Molecular function (GO): structural constituent of muscle; actinin binding
Source: RefSeq, a predicted model, not a curated record